Molecule: messenger RNA, 1357 nt
Organism: Guillardia theta CCMP2712
Lineage: Eukaryota; Cryptophyceae; Pyrenomonadales; Geminigeraceae
Exons: 4
Source: RefSeq, a predicted model, not a curated record
AAGCAGCAAAACAAUUCAGAGUGGUCUUGGUUCUUCGUUUGAGAAAGCCUUUGGAAUGAAGGUUGCAGAAGUUUGUGAUUCUCCACAGGAUUUGCAAAACCCAGUGAUGUUGUUCGCUCAAACAGCAAUCCUCCCACCUUUAUCCGCGGUGGUGCCAUGGUUUGCGAUGGUUGUCGAAGAACAUCAUCAUGGAAAAGAAUACAAGCUCUACGAAGUAAACACAAACAUUUUGCCCGAUGGAAACUGUUGUGCAAGAGAAUGUCCAGUAAUCAAAACAAUCAGUACUGACACAGUCAAUGUUCAGAAUACAAAUCAUCGUGAAAGUAUUUUUUCCAUUCCCAAGACUGCUUUUCAGCCAAUGAAGUUCGCUCCCCAUGGCUGGAUUCGAGUGGACAUUCACCGCAUGCCAUGUGAGCAGGGAUUGAAUGAUCUGCAAAUUUUGAAGAUCAAAGCUGAACAUGAGAUGCUGGCCCGCAUCAAUUCCAUGUACUCAGGCAUAAGACUGAUUCCUGCCAAAGAACCAUCAGGUCAAGAAUCUGCAAAGUCUUUGCAGAAACUUUUGCAGAAUGCAAAAACAAACGAGAAUUUGCAUCUGCCAGCAAAUGCAAAGCAAACGAGCUGGAUCGCUGGAAAAGGACCAAAGAGCAGCCCUGCGAAUACGAACCGAAGAACAUGGUACGAAAUGUCGCAAGAGCAACCGCUUGGAAGCUCACCUCCAAGCAAAGGAACAGUUGAAAAUGAGCCGAAUUCCAACAAUGAAAACACCAAUGAUGAUUUAAGCAUGAAAGAUAUAUCUACGCCGUGGCGAUGUGAAGUUUGUAACAUAUAUUUCACCAGCUCGCAAGCCUUGGGAGGUCAUCGCAUUAACUCAACAGAUCAUAAGCAGAGAAUGGAAAAAUUGCGUCAAGGAGACACAACAAGCCUUCCAAUCACUCCUCGUCUAAGUCUACAUGUCUACUCGAAUGAAGAGAUUAGCAACCGGGGGAAGCGCACUAGGUUGCCUCCCAUGGCUCAGAUGGUCGGAUUCGACAAGGUUUUGAUGAAGUUUCCUUCUGAUGUUCGAAUUGCCUUGGCUCGAAUUCAAAGUCCAGCUGCUUAUUUCUCAAGUUGUAGCUUGGAUGUCUUUCGUCGGCAUCAAAAGUUUGGAGAUUUUGGGGGGAUGAUUAUCGACAAAUACUUCACUUCGUCAGCAGACCAAUUUGAAAUGCUGAUGCAAGAUCCGAUCACUGUCCCUGAGUUGACGCAGUGCGGUUUGUCGAAAGAUAUGAGCGAUGAGGACAACAAAGAACUGAAGAUUUUUGCAAGAAUGCUCUUGACCAAGAAGAAAUUCCUUGACAUCAAUCGCAGAGCCGUUAGC